AACAAUAUGAUUUACAACCAGAAAUGCUCAUAGACAUCUCCUCAUUUCUUAGGGUCAUCCUAAAGAGGAACACCCUGAAUCAGCCAUGGCAAGUGAAGAAGAAGAAGAAGAAGAAGAAGAAGAAGAAGAGGAGGAGGACGAGGACGAGGAGGAGGAGGAGGAGGAGGAACAUGAAGAAGAUGAUGAUGAGGAGGAGGAAGAGGCGAAGCCCUUGAAAUCCCCUCCCUGCCCUCCAUCUCAGCCAGUGCUCAUAGGAAGCUGCUCCGGUUUCAUUGAGACCACCGUCAAGAUUAAACAGAACGACAUGUUGCCUGGACCAAAGUUGGAGUUGGAUGGGAAGGUGGGCUGUGUCCACAUGCUGCUGUCUCCAGAUCAAAUAAUCCAUCUGACAGACCUGCUGGCGGCCCUCUGCAUAGACACGGAGGACGAGACUAAGUGUGGCGGAGCACUCAGUCGUCCGUUGGACUCAGACGACCUGCGUAUGAUUGAGGAGGACCUCAGUAAACAGCUGGGCUCCAGUCCCAGAGACCGGGAGUGGGAAACCGAGGCCGACCUGGAGCCCUUCAUCUCCGGCCUGGCGAAUGGAGGUAUCUCAGACAUGUUUUUCUCGAUGGGUCCUGUUGGAAUGACCAGUAGCGCGACGUCUGUGCGCUCCGGCAGCGAGUUGUCAGACAGUGAUAUGGAGUCGUCCACACACAGUCUGGCCAGCUUCACACAGCCUGCAUCUUUGUCUGCACAGGGCAUGGUGAACUGUCCCAGGAGGUAUCCUGUAGCAGGCAGUCUGUCGAGUCUACCCCAGGCAAGCGGCCGGACCAGAGGACGUUCACACAGUGGCCAGGCAGAGCAGCUGAAGCCUGAUGCUUUGUUGCGUCUGAGUCUUGGCGGGUUCACCCUAACCCUCCUGCAGGAGGACCCGCCCUUUAAGCCUGAUGGAGCCUCCUCAUUGGCUCAGGUGUUCUUCCGGGAGCUGGCCUUCUUCAAGGACAGCAUGUUUAGUGAGCGAGACUUUCACCAUCUGAGAGGCGGUUUUGCCAAGGCCUGCACACACUCCAACCUCAGAGUGACCGGAGCAGCAGUGCAGGUUGCUUGUGAGAUGCGCAGCGGAAGGCACCACAGUCGGGCCGUGACCUCUGACCUUUCCUUCAGCAGACUGGAACUGUUGGAGUGCCUCUGGGAUGACGGAAAGCCUCAGUACAGUGAGUUGCUUCAGUUCCAGAAAGCUGGUCUGUUCACAGUUGGAGCUGCAGCCAGACCAUGUGCCCAACUACACUACAGCCUCACCGAAAAACACCUGCGGAAAGGUAAACAGCGGGUGGUGCGGCGGGACAGCGUAGUGCGGGUGGAGCUGGCAGAGCUGAGCGCUGAGCUGGACCUGGACAUCCUCAGUCGCCUGGGGAACCUGAGCAAAGCCUUCAGCCACUGUCCCACACAGACUGCUGGACCUGGACUCAUGCAGACCCAGAGCAGCGAGCUGUACUCCUCCUUCACCCUCCUCUCUCCCCACGCCAUCCUCAGGCUUCGCUUCCCCAUACCUGACCUGCGGCCCCUCCCUCAGCGCCGACCUCCGACCCAGAGGGCGGUGCGGCAGGAGACCCUGGUGCUCGAGCUGAGUCAGCUGGAGCUGAAGCACCAGGAGGCCCCGGACCUCCAGAGCGAGCAGACUGCUCCAGGACAGCCGUGGGCUCCUUGUCUCACCCAGCUGCUGGAGGCCUCCUUCACCGACCUGCAUGGGUCAUAUGAGGGCUGGGAGGGUGGCUCUUUCCCCUGUAUCAGAGUAAAGAAGAACCGCGACUCUCUGCCGAGGCUAUCAGUGUGUGUGCGUGGAGGUGAGACUCAGGGCCCGGCUGCAGGUCUGGAUGCAGGUCUCAUCAGGGACCUGGGGGCCGCUUUCUUUGAAAGUCACUGUGAACUCAACGACAAAACCAGCUCACCGUUCUCCUCCAACCGCACCAUGUUUGAGACUGAGGAGAUGGUGAUUCCAGCCGACCCAGAGGAGAUGCGUCAGUUUCAGGGGCAGUGUGUCGCUCAGUGUCAGUGUGCGGUGGACAUCAACCUGCCGCUGGCCUACAUCCUCCUUCCCAGCAAACAAGCCUUCCAGAGCUUCUACAACAGGAUCAAUAAUGAUCUGUUGAUGUGGGAGCCUCCUCCCCGCUCAGCCCACAUCCCCGACCACAGCCGCCAUCACCACGACGAGUUCCAGCUCUGCAAAUCAGCCUUUAGACUAGACUCUGAUUCAGAAGAGGACGAGCCUCACUUCUACUUGGCCAGUGAAUCAUCUGGAAAGACACAGCAGUCAGCUCCCCGCCCCAACCACAACCUCAGCCUCCUCUCCCUCACUGUGAUUAUCGGCAAAGGCCGCCUCCAAGCCAGAACAGACAAGAAGGAGGACCAGAGUCAUGGGGAAAUUGUGCUCGACCUGGAAGGGGGAAAGAUAUUCAGUGUGGCACAGCACCAGAACGACCCCAAUCUCAAUUUCCUGUGUAUAGAGAGCAGACGAGUGGAGCUCUACCAUCGAGCGGUAGUGAAAGACACCCCCAUCCCACAGCGGUUGGAGAUGCCCAACUUCACUCCCCCAAAGCACUUGGACCCUACCAUCUACCCUACAGAGGUGGGUGUGAGCAGUGUGAGCGGCAAGGAGGUGGAUCUACAGAUGUUGUCCACAGCCAUUAAAAUCACACUGGACCCACAGAGGAGUGUGAAGGAGUUCCUAGUUGCCCUUCGACUUCAAGGUGCCACCAUGCGACAUUACGUGACGCAGACUAAUCACAGCUGGCAUGAGCAGCUGGUUGACUUCCUGGAUGUGAUUGAUGAUCCCAUUCUGGGAUACACAGCACCUGCCGUCAUCACUGUCCUCCACACACACCUCGCUACCUGUGCUGUGGACUACAGGCCUCUGUAUCUGCCACUACGCGCGGUGUUCACAGCAGAGUCCUUCUCUCUGUCUAGUAAUAUCAUCGUAGACACCGCCACCUUCCACCUCAGAUUCAUCUUGGAUGACUCGGCUCUCUACCUCUCUGACAAAUGUGAGACCGACACCGUGGACUUGAGGAAAGACUAUGUGUGUGUUCUGGACAUUGACCUGCUGGAGCUCGCCAUCACCACAUGGAAAGGCAGCGAUACGGGCAAGCUGUCUCAGCCUCUCUUUGAGCUCCGUUGCUCCAACAAUGUGGUUCACCUUCAUACCUGUGCAGAUUCCUGCGCCACCCUGGUUAACCUGCUGCAGUACCUGGUCUCUCAGGGCGACCUGCACCCCCCACCGCGACACACCUCACCCACUGAAAUCGCUGGCCAGAAAUUACCACUGUCAGAAAGUCCUGCCUCGGUGCUGCCCUGCCCUCCAGCUGAGACCGCUGAGAUCAACCAGUACGACCUGGCUGAUGCCUUAAUUGACACAGAGAAGAGCCAGCGGGAAGAUCCAGGUUCACCUUCCACGCAGAGAGGCUCGCCUGUCUCUGUCUAUUUGUUCCCCGGUGAAGCUUCGAAGCGCCUCCCCUCCGUGCUGCUGGGUGAGGACUCUGAGCUUGACGGACUGGUUGCCACAGCAGUGGAGGCACAGGCAGAUAUGGUGUCAGACGAAGGCUCCGAGGGCUCCACCGACAACGAUGACUUUUGCAUCUUGGAGGCUCCCGGGAUGGGCAUUCCCCCCAGGGACGGGGAGCCCGUGGUGACGGUGUUGUCUCAGGGCCCCAUCAGGGUGAAGGAGAGUCACUUCUCCAGGCCUCGAGGCAGCUCGGACCUGCUCAGAGCCCCCGGCCGCUUCCCAGUGCCCCAGAGCAGGGUGGUUCUGCGGGAGAUCUCUGUGGUCUGGCAUCUCUACGGGGGCAAGGACUUUGGCGGCAAGCCCAUGUCCAUACAUGCCCAGCAAACAAACAGAGGUCGUUCCGUCCCUGCUGGUGUUCGUGGGUCCCCAUCUCGCUCCGCCGCUCCUUCUCGUCCCCAGAACUCCUGGCGCUGGGCUGGAGGCAGCGGGCGCCAGCACACACUGCUGAUGGAGAUCCAGCUAAGCAAGGUAUACU
This is a messenger RNA of Anarrhichthys ocellatus (wolf-eel), 4016 nucleotides long. Its product is annotated as autophagy-related protein 2 homolog A-like. The transcript is spliced from 27 exons. Gene Ontology annotation, molecular function: protein-membrane adaptor activity; phosphatidylinositol-3-phosphate binding. Lineage: Eukaryota; Metazoa; Chordata; Actinopteri; Perciformes; Anarhichadidae. Gene Ontology annotation, biological process: reticulophagy; autophagosome assembly; autophagy of mitochondrion. The annotation marks the transcript as partial. The record is from RefSeq and is a predicted model, not a curated record. Gene Ontology annotation, cellular component: phagophore; phagophore assembly site.